GGCACUCUUUCCGGCAAAAGCCUCCCACACGUGGGGCCCGGAGAGUGAGGAGGUCACCGGGGUGGCUGCUGACAGGGAGUGGGCCCCUGAGUACCUCUACGGCACGGACGGGACUGCGGGCGGUCACGGCAACGACCCUUGCGGCGGCCGCGUAGCAGCGUGGAGCGUGGUCAUCUUCCAGCGCGCCCCCGACGGGCUCAAACAGGUCGGGUCCGCAUGCGGCGUCCUGCCGCCGGGCACCACGGUGCCCCAGGCCGAAGCUUACGCGAUCGCGCGCGUUUGUGCCCGCACCCCGGGGGUCGCGGACAUCACCACCGACUGUUUUGGGAUGUUGCGGCAGCAGAAGUCCUUGGUGGUCAACUGGCCAUGGCUACAGGGGGGCGAUCGCCGCGCGCACGCCUCACUGACGAGGUCACACGUGACCGAGGACGAAUUCCGCGCUGAAUUCGGGGAGUCCUCUCUCUGGAGGAAGCAGGUGAACGACGCGGCCGACCACCUCUGCCAAAAAGCGGGCCACGGCCCAAGCGGGACAAUGGUGCCCGGACGAGAUCGAUGA
This is a messenger RNA of Symbiodinium sp. CCMP2592, 556 nucleotides long. NCBI's taxonomy places the organism in Eukaryota, Dinophyceae, Suessiales, Symbiodiniaceae. The record is from the annotation of a GenBank genome assembly.